GAGGGUGUCUCGAGGGGGGUCCGUUCGGUGCGAGGAGGGUGUGGCGGCCGAGGCGCAGCGACGGUGCCGGCUGGGUCGGGAAGAUGGCGGCGGCGGCAGCGGCGACGGCGACGGCGGCGCCGCCUGUGAACCUGCGGCUGGGAGACCUGGUGUGGGGGAAGCUAGGGCGAUAUCCUCCUUGGCCAGGAAAGAUUGUUAACCCACCUAAGGACCUGAAGAAACCGCGUGGGAAGAAGUGCUUCUUUGUGAAGUUUUUCGGAACUGAAGACCAUGCUUGGAUUAAAGUAGAGCAGCUGAAACCGUACCAUGCCCACAAAGAAGAAAUGAUCAAAAUUAACAAAGGCAAGAGGUUCCAACAAGCUGUGGAUGCUGUGGAAGAAUUCCUGAAGAAAGGAAAAGGCAAGGACCAGGCGUCUUCUCAUAACUCGGCUGAAGAGAAGAACCGGCGUAAUUCCAGCGAAGAGAGGGGGAAGCAGUCAGUGGGAGAGGAGAAACACAAAGCGGGGUUGUCAGAAAGGAAACCGAAAAAGCGAGCGUCUUCGAUGUCCUCCGAGCGAGGCUCGAAAUCCCCCCUGAAGAGAAUGUACAAGCAAAGCCCCCGGAAGCGAGGGCGCCCUCCCAAAGACGAGAAGGACACGACAAUUCCUGAGUCAAGCACAGUGAAGAAAAUGAUGACUGGCACCAUGGCAGGCUUUAAGUGGCCACCGAGUGUAAGCGAGCCUGUGAAAGAUGGUGACCCUCAUUUCCAUCACUUCCUGCUUAGCCAAACUGAAAAGCCAACAGUUUGCUAUCAGGCCAUCACAAAGAAGCUGAAGGUGUGUGAAGAGGAAACCGGGUCCACUUCUAUCCAGGCAGCAGACAGCACGGCUAUCAAUGGCAGCAUCACUCCUACAGACAAGAAGAUUGGAUUCCUUGGUCUCGGCCUGAUGGGCAGCGGCAUUGUCUCCAACUUGAUAAAAAUGGGUCACACUGUCACAGUCUGGAAUCGGACCGCCGAGAAGUGUGAUUUGUUCAUCCAGGAGGGGGCCCGGUUGGGAAGAACCCCCGCCGAAGUAGUCUCGACCUGCGAUAUCACUUUUGCCUGCGUAUCUGAUCCAAAAGCAGCCAAGGAUCUGGUGCUUGGUCCCAGCGGAGUGCUCCAGGGCAUCCGUCCAGGGAAGUGCUACGUGGACAUGUCGACCGUGGAUGCAGACACUGUUACGGAAUUGGCUCAGGUGAUUGUCUCCAGAGGUGGCCGCUUCCUGGAAGCCCCAGUCUCAGGGAACCAACAGCUAUCCAACGAUGGGAUGCUGGUGAUAUUAGCGGCCGGAGACAGAGGCUUAUAUGAAGACUGCAGUAGCUGUUUCCAGGCGAUGGGGAAGACUUCUUUCUUCCUAGGAGAAGUAGGCAAUGCUGCCAAGAUGAUGCUGAUCGUGAACAUGGUCCAAGGAAGCUUCAUGGCCACAAUAGCAGAGGGACUGACUUUGGCUCAGGUCACUGGUCAGUCCCAGCAGACCCUUCUGGACAUCCUCAAUCAGGGACAGCUGGCCAGCAUUUUCCUGGAUCAGAAGUGCCAAAAUAUCCUGCAAGGAAACUUCAAACCUGAUUUCUACCUGAAAUACAUCCAGAAGGAUCUCAGAUUAGCCAUUGCACUAGGCGAUUCUGUUAAUCAUCCAACUCCAAUGGCAGCUGCAGCCAAUGAGGUCUACAAACGGGCAAAAGCUUUGGACCAGUCUGAUAAUGACAUGUCUGCUGUGUACAGGGCCUACAUCCACUAGGCUACCUUCUCCUAAUUGUUAAUACUAUGAUUAAUUAUAACGAUGAAUACUGGGUUUUAACUCUGGACCAGUCCAUCUUUGUCUCUCUCUCUCUCUCUCUCUCCUCUCCCCUUAUUCCCACCACCCAUUUUCUUUCUUUCUUUCUUUUCCUUUUUAAUACAAAAAGAAAAAAAUAUCCCUCUUUUGAGAUCUGCCACAAGGACAGUUGCUACAGUAGGCCUUCCUGUGCCAGUUAGCUGCAGUAGAAGAGAUUGGACCACACAUCUCUUGCCACCCCUUGGGAGUCAUAGAAUGGAAUAUCUCUCUCCCCCCCCCCCUCCCCAAUAAUGCUGCUUGGCUUUAAUCCUGGUUCUCAUUGUAUUUGUGUCCCUGGGCAUUUUAAGUUCUUUCCAGCUGCUGUUUCACUGUUUGCUGUGGAUAAAUAUAUAUAUAAAUAGAGUUCUCUUGCAUAGUCAAGACAGUUGAGAGGCGGAUGUCCCUUUACCUGGGUGGCUGUGACAAUUGGGGUGGGAUUCUGGCACACCUGUGUUCUUUGUCCCUGGAGAAAAAGAUUAGAAUAAAAGGUGUGGGUGGGUGGGUGGGGGGCUAAAUUAAUAUAGCGCCUGGCCAUAGUUCCCUAACAGAAGAAGAGGGUUUUACAUCCAAGCCUUCUCCAUGGAAACAGCUUUUGUAAUUAAGCCUUUUACUUAAUUCCAAUUCAAAGUGAGCCUCUAACAUGCAGGAUGUCUCUACGGGCUCUUAAUUCCCAAAUGGUUUAUCCAUUCUGAAGGCAUCUGUAAAAUGCUUUGACCAGCCUGUGAUUUCCCAGAAUGGGCAUUUACCCCCCCCCCCCCCCAAAAAAAAGAGGUAGAACUUCUAGAGUCUUUCUUCAGGUUCACCUUGGAGAAUCAGCACCCUGAAUGUAUGAAUCUUUGCUCCUCUAAUAUUCGCAAGGAUGAUUUGGGUCUUGAGUGUUGCCCCAUAAUCAGAAAAAAACAGAUCAUUUGAUAUGAAGAAUUUUGACUUCCCUGUUUUUCUUUCAGAAAAACUGAAGAUAGGCAUAACGUGAAGUAGAAAUGCUGCUUGCAAGUAAUGUAAUGAAAGAUUCAGCAAGCCAUGGACUGAUACAGAUUAAUUCUUUGUCAGAAUGACAAAGUAGUCUUAAAAUACAGGGAUGCAUCAACAUAUUCCAACAAAAUUGUAAUUUAUUUUUUUUUCAGUCUGAAAAGUCAGUAUUAAUCUUGAGAGAAAAGCCCUUUGCUCAAGCUACAUCAGAAAGGGUUGGAAACAAUUCUGGGUUCAUGCAGAGACUUUCACAUUUGCAUAAACAGAGCUCAAGAACUCAGCACCCAAAUACCUAGUCCGCUUAAUUGUGCAUUUCAGACCGGUGAACUUCUCUUGCCAGUAUUUAAACUUUCAAAAUGCAAAUGUGACAUCCAUCUCUUUGAACCUUGGGUUGAUCUCCAAGCUCUGGAUAUGCUGACCCAUUCUGUUCAGGCAGAGAAGACUCAGAGUUUUAGUUGCUAUAUUAAAAGUUUAGUUGAUAUAUUAAAAGAGUAGGCCUGACCCUACUCUGCUCUUGCUACAGCACAUAUUCCUUACAUAGGUUUUCUUUCCUUCUGUGGUACAGACAAUCCACCUUAAAAAAAAAGGACAUUGUUUUUUGUCCAGGGGUUUCAUAGCUAUUUGCCUGCUUGUUCCACACAGUGAAGUGUAUCUUGCCAAUGGAAAUGAGCUCCUUAUGAGUAAAAGUGAAGCUUUUAAGGACUAGUAUCUGUCAGGAAGAGCAGAUAGAUAUGGGAUAAGAUGACCUCAUUCCAGAUGGUGGUUCUAAUCUUAAGGCAGUAAAUUACACACCAGGAAGUUACUCUUCCAAAGACCUUCUAAAGCAGGGAUUUCAACCUCAGCUACUUUUAAGACAGAUGGACUUCAGCUACCAGAAUUCCCCAGCCAGCAUCGUUAGGGAAUUGAAUUCUUGGAGUUGAAGUCCAUCGAUCUUAAAGUUAGACACCUGUUGUAAGGAUUGUCAGGAAGAGGACAGGGAGAUGCUUCUGAGAGUUUGUGAGAACCUUGCAGAACCUGAGCAGAAAUAGUUCCCAGAAUACUUUAUUUUGUCUCCCUAGCAAAAAUAAAUAAAAAAUCCAGAUGGAACUAGGAACUGCAAUGUUAAGAGAACUGCAGCGUCUUCCAUUCAAUCUCUCUUAUCUUGUGGUUUCUCUUGUCAGAGAGGGGAAAUAUCUCCUGGAGGGGUGCGGUCCUUUCUGCAGCACUGCACGGUUAGUGAUACCCAAGGGGGGGGCAACAGCUCAAAACGCUAACAAGAACUUGGAACUGCUGGCUCAUCUCAUGCCUUUUUUUUAGAAGGACACCAUUAGUCUACCAGUUUUACAUUUGCUAUAUAUUUACUGGUUUUAAGGUGCCAUGGGACUCCUUUUCCUAUUCAGCCUUUCUGCUCUUGAGAGCCAACUUUGAUCAGUUCUCAGUUGGGGUGUCCUUAAAAUCCAACUGGCACAAUGGCGCAGGAGGGGAGAAAAGCGUUUGUUACAAGAGGAAUACGAUGGAACUGGCUUAGUCAUUGUUGUCUUAAUAUUGUUGACAAUACUGUAAAGUUUCUUUUUAAAAAAAAACACAAAUGGGAUUUCUGUUUUAGCAGUUGCUUUUUUUGUUGUUCCCUCCUUUUUCAAGAUUAAAAAGAUAUUUACACUUGUGGAGAGCUUGUAAGAAAAAAAGCUGUUUCUUUUAAUUCCUUCUCCUUUGAUGAAUGAUCUAUAGGUAAUUAAGGUUGUGAAUUUUUUAUUUUUUAUUUUUGCCUUGUUUUUAAUUAAUGUUUUGUCAUUUGGAUAGGAUGUGUGGUGAUGAUUUAAAUGGCAAACAGAGACAAAAUGAUUUUUUUUCUUGUGCAAUUAACAAAGCUACUGGCAAAAGGAAAUAAAACUUUUCUUGGUAACACAA
Molecule: messenger RNA, 4688 nt
Organism: Thamnophis elegans (Western terrestrial garter snake)
Lineage: Eukaryota; Metazoa; Chordata; Lepidosauria; Squamata; Natricidae
Gene: GLYR1
Product: glyoxylate reductase 1 homolog
Exons: 16
Coding region: 84-1757 (557 amino acids)
Molecular function (GO): NADP binding; NAD binding; oxidoreductase activity, acting on the CH-OH group of donors, NAD or NADP as acceptor
Source: RefSeq, a predicted model, not a curated record